AUGAAGCUCCCUCCAGCAGAAAUCUUGGCUACAUGGCCAGAAGCGAACUACAUCGACCCUCCCACGCGCGGACACAGCGUCCUCAUCGUUAAUAUUAUUUGUCUCUCGUUGACGUUCCUGGUAGUCUUCAUGCGUCUAUACACCCGGUUCCGGAUCACAUGCAGCAUCGGCAUCGACGACCUGUUCAUUGUCCUCGGUCUGGUCGCCGCCGUCGCAAUGGCUGUUAUCACUUCAGUCGCCACGGAAGACUGGGGCAUGAAUCGCCAUAUCUGGGAUAUCGAAAUGUCGCGACUCGCCACUGUCCAGAAACUGAAUCUCUCUUUCCAAAUCAUGUUCUCGGUAUCAUCUUCCUUCACCAAACUAUCCCUGCUGUGGUUCUGCCGACGACUCAUAGUGAAGGGUAACUUCACGCUGUAUAACUGGACAUACAUUUCAGCCAUGAUAUUCGUUGGUGGUUCUAGUAUACUGUUCAUUCUGAUCAGCGUCUUCCAGUGCACACCCAUCAGUGCCUACUGGCAACUCAGCCCUCCCAAGCCAUAUCGCUGUAUGAAUGAGGGCGCUAUCACCUUCUCUGCCAGCGUAAUCAACAUCUUCACCGAUUUUAUAGUCACGGCCCUACCAAUGCCAUUGAUCUGGAGACUGAAACUCCCCACUCGCCAACGCCUCGCCGUCAUUUCCAUCUUCGCCCUCGGUGUCAUCGUCAACGUCGCCGGCUCCGUCCGAACCGUCUACGUGUGGAAGAGUAUGGUAAUUGGCUAUGACCCGACCUGGCUUGGGUGGCCAGUGCUGAUCGCUGCCAUGGUAGAAAUCAGUCUGGGACUGAUCUGCGCUUCAGCACCUGCCCUCCGUCCCCUCAUUGCUGCUUUCCUUCCCCGCCUCCUCAAUUCAACCCGCAACCUCAGCUCCUCCUACAACCAACGAAACCAAUCACACAAGCUCUGGUCCUCGACCGGUCGCUCUCGGACAUCCCGUUUUGCUGCCGACGACGUGCGCCAACCCGGCUAUGACAGCGAUCGAUUUGAGAUCAUGCGCACCGUGGAAAUGGAGAGCUGGUCCGAAUCACGAGCCGCUAACCAAGGCAAGUUGGGUCACGACUACGAUAUCACAUCUGAGGGCCAUAAUCGUACCCUCAGUCCUGUGGAAACCAUUGAAAUGAAGAAUGAUGUAAUGCACACUUCUGCUGCUAGUGUGAGCUCCUCUGUCUCUUCUGGUCCAAGUGAUAGCCAGUCCCCUUUCGAUAAUCGCCAGUCGCGUUGA
This is a messenger RNA of Penicillium paradoxum, 1257 nucleotides long. RefSeq lists its product as uncharacterized. The record is from RefSeq and is a predicted model, not a curated record. Bases 1 to 1257 code for a protein of 418 amino acids. The transcript is spliced from 3 exons. NCBI's taxonomy places the organism in Eukaryota, Fungi, Ascomycota, Eurotiomycetes, Eurotiales, Aspergillaceae.